This is a messenger RNA of Austrofundulus limnaeus, 3612 nucleotides long. It is a transcript of the gene kmt5b, whose product is annotated as lysine methyltransferase 5B. Gene Ontology annotation, molecular function: histone H4K20 methyltransferase activity; protein binding. Gene Ontology annotation, cellular component: nucleus. The record is from RefSeq and is a predicted model, not a curated record. NCBI's taxonomy places the organism in Eukaryota, Metazoa, Chordata, Actinopteri, Cyprinodontiformes, Rivulidae.
UCUCGUCUGUACCAGGCCGCCAUCUUGAAUUUUAAUGUUGAUUUUUAAAGGAAAAAAAAUCAAAUAAAAUAAUGAAUUUGCUGUGAUAUAUUUGUUCAGAGUGUCGUGACAGAUCCGCACGGAGACUUCUGCCUGGUUCCGGACCGAUCACCGUGUUUGAAACUCCAGUUCCCAGUCUUCCCCACUGAACAACACCUCUUCAUCUCAGAGACUAAAUGCGACUGAAGAAGGGGGCUUGUGGGCAUGAAGUGGCUGGGCGAAUCCAAGAACAUGGUGGCGAACGGCAGACGCCACGGGAACAAGCUGACUGCCGAGCAGCCCCUGAGCCAGACCCGCUCUCAGCACGCGCAGCGGGCGGCGCAGCGCCAACUCAGAGGCCACCAGAGGAGCCGUCGAUGCAGCCGCAGGUGUAACGCUGCUACUCUGGAGGCGGAGCGGCGCUACGUGCCCUCCUCAGGAAUGACGGCCAAGGAGCUGUGUGAGAACGAUGAUCUGACCACCAGCCUCAUCCUGGAUCCGUACCUGGGCUUCCAGACCCACAAGAUGAACACCAGAUUUCGACCAAUCAAAGGAAGACAAGAGGAGCUGAAGGAAAUCAUCGAGCGCUUCAAAAAGCACGACAACCUGGAGAAAGCCUACAAAGCUCUGACGUCAGGAGACUGGUGCCGAAACCUGUUCCUGCACAAGUCCAAGGCUCAGGAGAAGCUCUUCAAGCAACAUGUGUUUGUUUACCUGCGGAUGUUCGCCACAGACAGCGGCUUUGAGAUCCUGCCCUGCAACCGAUACUCGUCCGAGCAGAACGGAGCUAAGAUUGUAGCCACGAAGGAAUGGAAAAGAAACGAUAAGAUCGAGUACCUGGUGGGCUGCAUCGCCGAGCUGUCCGAGAGCGAGGAGAACCUGCUGCUCCGCCACGGCGAGAACGACUUCAGCGUCAUGUACUCCACACGCAAGAACUGCGCCCAGCUGUGGCUGGGGCCCGCCGCCUUCAUCAACCACGACUGCCGACCGAACUGCAAGUUUGUGUCGACAGGACGGGACACGGCCUGCGUGAAGGUCCUGCGGGACAUCGAACCAGGAGAGGAGAUCUCCUGUUACUACGGGGACGGGUUCUUUGGGGAAAACAAUGAGUUUUGUGAAUGCUAUACGUGUGAAAGGCGGGGUACCGGUGCUUUCAAAUCUAAAGCUGGCUUGCCGGUGGAGAUGCCGGUGAUCAACAGUAAGUACGGGCUGCGGGAAACGGACAAGCGUCUCAACAGACUGAAGAAGCUGGGAGAAGGACACCGCAGCUCGGACAGUCACUCUGUGGGCUCCCACACUGAUGUAGACUCUCAGGAAAUGCCAAAAACACAUCAGUCUGCCAGAAACAGAACAUCUUCAUCGUCGUCGUCUGGCCUGAAGUAUAAAAACAGGACUCAAAGCAGACAGACUUUGUCCAGAGCCCUUCCUACCUCAUGUUCCAAAGCAGGCCGUGUGAACAGUAACAGGGUACCAAAGAGACUAAAGUCCAAGCCUUUACUCAGUAAAGUCCGGCUGCGGAGCCGCAGGAGAGGGGCGGAGCCCAGAGCGUCGGCCAAACCUGAGGCGGGCCAGCUGGCUCUCAGGGAUUCCAAGGCGGCGCUGUGCAAAGGCGUCUCCAUCAAGAAGGAGAAGGACGGACAGGAAGUGGCGCCGCUGGGCCAGCGGGGCUGCGUCACUCGGCACGCCGCCAAGGAAAACGGCAACCACGCCGUUCAGAGCGGCGAGGGCAGCCACGCCUCCGCCUACAGAACUCGCAGGUCCACCCGGACGUUCGGCGUCGGCCAGGAGCCGGCAGCCGGCGUGAAGCUGGAGCCCAACGCCAUGGACGGCCUGAGCUCGCUUCCUGGAGGGGUGGUCAUCAAAACGGAGCCGGCGGACCUGGACCAGUACCUGCAGCCAGUCCUGGACUCCAGCUACGCCAGAAGGAGCACGCGCGCCGGCCAGAAGCGGCCGACGCAGCCGCGGGCGGAGCGGGCCAUCAAAUGCGAAGGCUCAAACUGCGAGCCCUUCACGCCGGCUGCAGGCCACGCCCCCGGUUUCUCCGACUGCGGGAGCGUGCUGCUGAACUUCGCUGACAGACACCGGGACUUCAACGGCGUGGCCAACGGCAGCAAGGCCCUGUGCAGGGACAAGAGCAAGAGCAGCUGCCGCUCGCAGGACAAGGUCAAGAAGAAGCGGCGCAUCACGCGCUACGACGCCCAGCUGAUCCUGGAGAACAACACGGGCAUCCCCAAACUGACGCUCCGCCGGCGGAGGGACAGCAGCAGCAGCAAGACCAACGACGCCAACGACCACGUGGCCUCCUCCACCCUGGGCCCGGCCUCCUCCAGCAAGAUCAGCAUCAAGUUCAGCAAGGACCACGACAAGGACAAGGGCUCCUACGUGGCCAAGCUCAACAACGGCUUCGCGCCCGGCGUCCACAGCAGCGCCACCAAGCUGAAGAUCCAGCUGAAGAGGGAGGACGACGCCCGCAGGACGGCCCAGGCCAAGGUGGACCACAUGUCCUACAACGGAGGAGUGGCUCCGGGGCUGGAGAGCAGGAACGGUGCGCAUCGGACCCAGAAGGUCCUGGCAGAACCUUCGUCCGACGAGGAUGACGACGAGGACGAGGAGGAAGGAGAGGACGACGACGAUGACUACUUCCACAACGAGUUUGAGGACGACUUCAUUCCACUUCCUCCGGCGAAGCGGCUGCGCCUCAUCGUGGGUAAAGAUUCCAUAGACAUCGAUAUCUCCUCCAGGAGGAGAGAGGAUCAGUCUCUGAGGCUCAACGCCUGAGCCUUUGUGUAAAUAAAGAGCCGCCAAUCAACCCCGUGUUGAUGUAAAGGAAGUAAUUUAAAACAAAAAUGCUAAGAAUCAAGAAUCUGAGUGAGGUGCUCUUAACCUAAAACAAACCUGGUGCUCUCUUCAACGUGAUUUGUUUUUUUGGGUUCUGCUCCUGAAAAAAUGCUGACGAACUCGGUUCUUUUCUCAGAAAUCUGAGUUGAAAGUGAAAACUGAGGGUUUGUUUUAGGUUGAACCAUCAAAGUGAAUGCACUUGUUAUAUUUCAUCAUGGACGUGUAGAAAGUGUACAGUUUGGUGAUUUUCCCGUCUGUCUCAUCCGCAGGGUUUUAUUGAAUCUUUGUUUUCUUUUUGUUCUUUCGUCUCGUAGCGUGUAAGCUUUGUGUGGAGUGGUUGAUCCAGAGGCAUUAGAGCAUCAGUUUGUCCUUCUGGUGCCAUGUUCUCAUAGCAGAUUGAGUUUUAUUUUUUUAUUUUUAUUUGGAUUAGCAGUUGAGGUAAAUUAAGUCUCAMCUGUAGUUUAAAUCAUGACUUUAUUCAUACGAGGGUUCUUCCAUCAUGUAAGAUAUUUACUGGUAAGAAACAGCAGAUUCAGCUGUAAUUCAGCACAUUUCUUUUUUUCUCAGUUUGAAGAUUUAAAGUUGAAAUGUUGAAAAUAUUUAAAAAGAAAAAAAUGUUGCCAUGUUUGUUGUGUGUUUGGUUCCUGCCAUAGAAAACCWGGACUUCCUGUGUGUUUCUAUGUUAGGAGCAUAAAUCACUGUCCACCACUGAACUGGAUCAUUUAUACCCAGAUCAUUCCUCCAACAACUUUAUGA